Penicillium macrosclerotiorum is the source of this 1278-nucleotide messenger RNA. Its product is annotated as FAD-binding monooxygenase. Gene Ontology annotation, molecular function: FAD binding. Gene Ontology annotation, biological process: secondary metabolite biosynthetic process. Lineage: Eukaryota; Fungi; Ascomycota; Eurotiomycetes; Eurotiales; Aspergillaceae. The record is from RefSeq and is a predicted model, not a curated record. The coding region runs from base 1 to 1278 and encodes 425 amino acids. The transcript has 7 exons.
AUGGUCCGGCCGGAGUCGAUAUCAGUUGCAAUUGUGGGCAGUGGCCCUGGAGGCCUUGGAGCCGCCAUUGCACUCUCUGCAUUGCCAUUCCUCGAGGUCACCGUUUACGAAAAGAAUCCAGAGCCUCGAGAAGCAGGUGCGGGGAUUAGCCUAAGCACAAAUGCAUGGAAGGUGCUUGAUUUGUUAGGGGCCAGCAGCGCAGUCACCGGAGGAUCCAAGUCGAAUACGCACCAAAGGAAUGCCUACACAGGAAAAAUCUUGAAUGUCAUGCAGCACCCUGAAAAUUCUGCUGCGGAUCAUCGGGGAUCUAUUCGCGCUCGCCGAACCCGUCUUCAAUCGGCACUCUUGGCGAGAGUUCAUCCCGGAAUGAUUAAAUUCAAUAAAAAGCUACUCGCAUUGGAAAAUAUAGAGGAAGGCGGAGUACGAUUGAGAUUUCAAGAUCAGACAGAGACAGUGGCCGAUAUCAUCGUUGGCGCCGAUGGAAUCCAUUCUGUGGUGCGGAGAGCUUUGUUCCCAGAUCAUGGGCUCCGGUUUACUGGGAAUACGGCAUGGCGUGUGUUGGUUCCAAAGUCGCGCUUGAUUCAUCUUCCCGACAUAACUUCCACGACGGCCUGGUGGUGGGGUGAGACAGGACAUGUGUAUUUUUCGGAUGUUGAUGAUGACACAUAUGAAGACCCAUUGUUUGAAAUCACUGUACGAUCAUAUAAUGAGCCCGAUGUUCCUGGUGAAACGGUCUGCUGGGGUAUUCCUGCCACUAACAAGAAAGUGCAAUCGCGCGUAAAGACCUUUGAUAAGCGAGUUCAAGAUGCAGUGGGGGUGGUUGAAGAGACAGAAUGGAGAGAAUUCGCUACUUUCGCCGGGCCUCGCCUGAACCAUAUCACAGGAUGGAAUAAAGUUGCUCUUAUUGGAGACGCUAGUCAUCCUCUUUCGGGAGCAUUUGGCUCUGGUGCGACAUUUGCCAUGGAAGAUGGCUGGAUUCUGGCCCGCGCGCUUGAACACACCCAAGGGUCGUUGCAGCCGGUGAGCGAUGCACUCGAUAUUUUCAGCUUCAUCCGUUCCCCUUAUUAUGAGAAGAUGUAUCAGCAUCUAGACGGAAUCCGUGAAAACCUGGAGAUUUUGAAAACAGAGAGCAAAGGUUUUGACGAAUUCUUGGUUCGCAAAAUUGACCAUUUUCUUUAUGGAGAUAAGGAUUUCAUUUACAAAAAUGACAUCGCUCGAGGCACGGGGAUAACCACCGAAUUCCCCAGAACAGAGACUAUUUACGCUGCAAUGAAUUAA